Messenger RNA from Linum trigynum, 366 nucleotides. The record is from the annotation of a GenBank genome assembly. Lineage: Eukaryota; Viridiplantae; Streptophyta; Magnoliopsida; Malpighiales; Linaceae.
AUGUACCCUUACAGUGGAGGCGGCAGCACGAUGGUGAAACCACAACAACUCCAAUCUGUCUCUAUGCCUCCUCAUGGUGGAGGUGGGACUGGGUACCCUCAACUUCCGACUGCUCGUGUGCUGCCACAGGGGUCGCCCUCCAGGUCAGCGGCUGGUGGGGCUGGAUCAGGUUCAGGCUCAGGAAACAGGGUUCCGAUUGAUGACGUGAUUGACAAGGUGGCGACCAUCGGGUUCCCGAGGGAUCAUGUUCGUGAAGCGGUUCGGAAACUCACGGAGAACGGGCAGUCGGUCGACUUGAACAUCGUCCUGGAUAAGCUGAUGAACGACUCGGAUUUCCAGCCGCCUAGAGGGUGGUUCGGCCGGUAG